This is a messenger RNA of Camelus dromedarius (Arabian camel), 1398 nucleotides long. It is a transcript of the gene S100A14, whose product is annotated as S100 calcium binding protein A14. The transcript is spliced from 3 exons. Gene Ontology annotation, molecular function: chemokine receptor binding; calcium-dependent protein binding; calcium ion binding. Bases 425 to 739 code for a protein of 104 amino acids. Gene Ontology annotation, biological process: positive regulation of monocyte chemotaxis; response to lipopolysaccharide; positive regulation of granulocyte chemotaxis. Lineage: Eukaryota; Metazoa; Chordata; Mammalia; Artiodactyla; Camelidae. The record is from RefSeq and is a predicted model, not a curated record. Gene Ontology annotation, cellular component: perinuclear region of cytoplasm.
AGGGCAUGCGGAGCCUGUCCCGCCUUAGUCUGCCAGGGGAGGGGCUGGGGGACCAGGUCCUGGAGGUUGGGGUGUGUGUGUGUUUGGACAGGACUGGGGUUUGGGGUGCCGGUUGGAAGAGAUGGGAGGAAUGAAGCUAAGUGAGGCCCAAGGAAUUCCCUCUAAACAGGUUGGCCUGAGGGCUGUGACCUUAGCUCCUGGAGCCUGGACAGGGACAGGGCUUGUGUGGAGUUGGCUCCGAGCCCCUGGGUGAAGCACAAAAUAUCUGGGGUGCAGCCAAAGGGGAUAGUUGAGAAAGAAAUGCUGAGUUCUCCCCUCACCCCAGCCUCCCCUCUCCUCUGAGCAGAUCAUGAGCCAUCAGCUUCUCUGGGACAGGCCGUAGGACGACAAAACUCUCAACACAGGACCAAGUGCACCAAGUACCAUGGGACAGUGUCGGUCAGCCAAUGCGGAGGAUGCCCAGGAAUUCAGUGACGUGGAGAGGGCCAUUGAGACCCUCAUCAAGAACUUCCAUCAGUAUUCGGUGGAGGGUGGGAAGGAGACGCUGACCCCCUCCGAGCUACAGGACCUGGUCACCCAGCAGCUGCCCCACCUCAUGCCGAGCAACUGUGGGCUGGAAGAGAAAAUCGCCAACUUGGGCAGCUGUAAUGACUCUAAACUGGAGUUCGGGAGUUUCUGGGAGCUGAUUGGAGAAGCAGCCAAGAGUGUGAAGCUGGAGAACCCUGUCCGGGGGAGUUGAAAAGCUUCCCCUGGAAUUGGAGGGGGAUGCUGGGGAAAGGGGACUUUAAAGCCUAUGGGCUUGGAAAUAAAACUCCUCCCCACCCCCCUACACUAUUCCCAAGCCCCACCUGCCUCACCUCUGCAAGGUUCAGGUCCAUAAUGGCCCUGCCAGGGGCCUCUAUGCAUUUCAUCCCUGGGAGCUCCCAGGAGCUAAUGGGUCCAGUAGUGCCCUGUCAGAGGAAGGCUCCGGGGCGAGUUGGGGCCAGGGAUGGAUGUGGAGGGAUGCUGGAGGGUUGAGGAUGGUGUAAGGGCCUGAUCAUUUGGUGAUGGGGGAAGGGCAGUGAGGAGCUGGGCUACGUGAAGUAAUCUGAAGGGGGUGGGAAUAAGGCUGGAUAUUUGUUAUGAAAAAGGGUCUCUAAGAACCUACCCCUCCUAAUCUCUUUCCCAACCCAAACUGUAGCUGUCUGUCCAGUGCUACCCCUCCCUGCCUCUUCUUCUGCCCCAGCCUGCUCCCAGGACUUGUCCCUGGGCUGGGGAGGGGAAAAGAGAGAGAGCAGGCUGGGGGAGAGGCUGAGGAGGGUGACUUUGGGAGCGAGAGAACGAGCUGGGUGCUUGGGCAUUUAAAAAAUGAUGAUUGUUUUGUAUCAUUUGAUUAAUAAAAAAAUGGAAAAAGUGAAA